GUUGUCAUGGUAACGGCAGGCGCAACGGAUCGUCGCUCUGUGCAGGUGGCUAGUUUGGUAGCGGAUAUCAGCGUGUUAACGGAGAAUAAACAUGUCGGACGCUGGAUCUGAGGAAUUUGAAGAUGAGCAAACAUUUCAUGGAGAGUAUGAAGGUGAGCGGAAUGAAGCAGGAGAGAGGCAUGGUGCAGGGAGAGCAAUGCUGCCUAAUGGAGACAUCUACCAGGGAAUGUAUGAGCGAGGCAGCAGAUGUGGACAGGGAACCUACAGAUUUAAGAAUGGGGCUCGAUACAUAGGGGAGUAUUACAUGAACCUGAAACAUGGACAAGGCGUUUUCUAUUACCCUGAUGGUUCCAAGUACGAUGGCUCAUGGGUGGAAGACCAGCGUCAGGGUCACGGGAUUUACACAUACCCUAAUGGAGACAGCUAUGAUGGGGAUUGGCUGCAUCAUCAAAGACAUGGGCAAGGUGUGUACACAUACCAUGAAACGGGUUCUAAGUAUGCUGGCAUGUGGGUUAAUGGUAAGAUGGAGUCAGUGGGAGAGUUAAUCUAUCUAAUCCACAAAUACCAGGGCAACUUUCACAACAAUAAUCCCUCAGGUGCAGGGAAGUAUGUGUUUGACGUUGGAUGUGAGCAGCAUGGGGAGUAUCUGCGGGUAGAUCAGGAUAAAGGAGACGCAGAAGAGGAGGAACUUGUCACUACCACUGUUCUAAAAUGGAAACCCAAAGCUUUGAUGUGCUUAUCAUCUCACAUCUCUGAUCCACCAUGUCUAAAGGAUAAUGCCUCUUCGGGCCAGGGCAUGUCUGAGGAGGGAAAGGCUCAGACACCCCUGGAAGAGCAGAACAUGGGGCAGAGCCCUGCACCAGAGACCAGUUAAUUAUGGCAAAUGGUAUACGGAGUGUGUUAUUCCACUUAUAACACAGUGAUUUUGCCAAUGAUCACAACAUUUCAUUUAUUAAUGAAAGACACCUCUCAUUUUUUAACCAUAUAAAGUUAGUUUUAACUUUCCAGGAGUUAGUAAGUUAGUUCCUGUUAGCACUUAUCUUAUAAUAACACUAAGAAGCUGUUCCAUCACCAGUAUCUCCUUCUCUCUCUCUCUCUCUCUCUCUCUCUCUUUCUUUCGCUCAGAAGGCACAGCUUGUCAUUUUUACUGAGAAUCCAGAAAGCACAAACUCUGUCCUCAAGACUGUCCUCUCCUGGGAAACUUUGUGACUGUGACUGUUAUAAAACUCUGACUUCCAUAAAUGUUAAAUAAAUGUCUCCUAACAAAAAAACCUUCACCACAUCAAUGCAUAUGUUUUUCUUUGUUAAACAACACCACAUUAUUGUUUUUUUUAAAAUCUGUUUAUUAUUAGUUUUAGAUUCUGUGGACUGUCCACUGUACAAGUCCCUGUGUAUGAGCUGUUACUAUAGAAAUAAUACCAUAUUAGAACAAGUGCAUUAAUAUGAACCUAUCGUUUAUGUUACAGCUGGCACUACUGUCUGAGCCAUUCUGUUAUACAAAAGUAA
Messenger RNA from Pangasianodon hypophthalmus (striped catfish), 1506 nucleotides. RefSeq names its product radial spoke head component 1 (gene rsph1). The transcript is spliced from 8 exons. Gene Ontology annotation, cellular component: nucleus; motile cilium. Gene Ontology annotation, biological process: axoneme assembly; spermatid development. Lineage: Eukaryota; Metazoa; Chordata; Actinopteri; Siluriformes; Pangasiidae. The coding region runs from base 92 to 874 and encodes 260 amino acids. The record is from RefSeq and is a predicted model, not a curated record.